CGAGCAGCCGUCCACGGUGGCUAUGGUUCUAAAGCUACGGGGAACGAUUUCAUUCUCCGCAGGGAGGAACCCCUACGUCGUUCCGGGAAUAGCGAGCGCGAAGCAACAGCGACCUGGUACGGAGGCGUACUAUCACACCACGCUGUAUCAUUACGGCCAGAAGCGGUGGAGUUGGAAAUCGUGAAGGCGGACCAGGGUUCCGAAGG
Amoebophrya sp. A120 is the source of this 206-nucleotide messenger RNA. Lineage: Eukaryota; Dinophyceae; Syndiniales; Amoebophryaceae. The record is from the annotation of a GenBank genome assembly.